Molecule: messenger RNA, 1920 nt
Organism: Postia placenta MAD-698-R-SB12
Lineage: Eukaryota; Fungi; Basidiomycota; Agaricomycetes; Polyporales; Adustoporiaceae
Exons: 3
Coding region: 1-1920 (639 amino acids)
Source: RefSeq, a predicted model, not a curated record
AUGGCAGCCUUGUACCUGCACCAGGCCUUGUUCGCGCCCGAACCCUCUGUUCCCCCUGUGCUAGCUCAUACAAGCCCGCCGAGUUUCCGUCAUGGCUCAUCUAUCCAAGUCGACCGACAUUUGUCCUCGGUUUCAUCGGUGACACUGCGCACCGCGUCCACUUCGGAUUAUUCGCAUCCCACUGAACCGCUCCUGCGCCCGCUCGAUUCUGAGCCGUCGGCUUACCUGGACUUGCUCUCGACGCAGCCGCAAUAUCCGAACAACCAUGGAACUCCAGAUGCGCCUCUCGCAUUGGAUGGCGACCCGGUGAUACCCAGCGAGCGCAGAAGUCGCUGGGAGCGGCGGAUCCGCAGGAGGUUGCGCCGAUUGCGGUGGUCUCGGCGGACGUUCUUGAUUAUCAUUGGUGCAUGGACGACAUACAACGCCGUCCGUUACUAUGUCGCAUUUGCAAUAUAUCAAUACUACGAGCGACAAGUGAUUGUGCUCACCCUCGGAACAAGCACUGCUCUCUCCACUGCUUUCACGCUCACCUCGCUCGCUUUCAAGUUCUUUGCACCCCGCCUUGGCUGGAGAGACAGGCCACGAGCACCCCAUGUCGUCUUGCAAGCCCUCCUUAAUUAUUCGUCGUCUGUUUUCCUGCUUGGUCCUGCAAUCGUUAACUUCGUUUUCGUCUUUCUCUGGAGACAUUCUGACAACCCUGUCAACACCCUGCGAGGUCGUUGUCAUUGGGACAUCGAUGUCUUCUGGUCCGGGCUCGGCUCGGCAUGUCCCAGAGGACCAUCUUGGGGCUUCUGGCUUGCGGGCGCUCUCGUUCGUCUGUUACUUACCAUCGUCGUCAUCGGCUGCUAUCACUUAGCAUCUUAUCAAUAUGACGUCACGCGGCAGCCAACGCGGCGUAGACGUCGGUCCCGCCCUCAUUCUGACAUGUCUUCGCCCUCAGUCACGGCCACCAUUACUUCGGCGGGCAGCUGUCCCACUAGCACCUCAGCAGUGUCCUCUCCCGUCUCAAUACCCAAAUUCAUUCGUCACCCGUCUAUCUCGACGUCUGAGGGACAUGCAACCAACGAGAGCUAUGGAAGCUCAAGCGAACAUCGCCCAUUGCGUAAUUCACGAUCUAGAAUUUCCGCUCAGAGUAUCACUGAGGGCAAGGCGAGAGAAGUCUACCAGCUGCCAUCCGCUGCAUCUCCAAAGACAGAGAAGGAAGCAAGUUUACCUGCAGAGCAACCGCCAGAUAGAGGGGACACGGCGUCAGAGUCAUCGUCCGAAGAUCUGCAUGCGAGCACCGACAUCGAUAGAUAUGGACGCCCGAUGGGGCAUGCACCGGGUGUGUAUGCUACUACUCCUCCAUGGGGCCCAACGUACGAGGAUGACGAGGAGAUCCCGCAAUCCUCAAUGUCAGACAGCGAACUAAGCACGUUUGCGGAACGCUUCCGACAUCUCGUCGCCGAGAUCUCGCGCGAGACGGAGGAGGGCAUCGCACUCGCCCAAUCGGAGUACUAUCCCCCUACGUUUCCUUCGAUGAGUGCGGCAACGCCACUCCCUGCGCUCACGGACUACGCAGACGACGACUAUGUGCCGGUGCUGGGCCGGACGGUGCACCGGAUGCCGACCAUUGAGUCGCUCGGUUCGCGCGAGAUGAUGAGCAUCGGCUCGCAGUCAGGCUCGAGUGUGCGGCGUGCGUCGCCCGGGCCGCACCACAUGUCGCGGCCGUCGACGCGCUCUAACAACUUGAGCGUGAGCGAAGCGGGCACUAGCACGCCGUCGACGCGGAGCCGGGCGAAUAGCCUGGAUGCGGCGCUUGCGCUUGCGGCACCCCCGUCCUCUGAGGAUAUGGGGGAGGAAGACGGGGCAAGGUGGGACGAGGAGGAAGGGGAUGCACAGGAACAUAGACCUGCGAGCCACGAGCCAUCGUCGAGAUGA